Messenger RNA from Aphidius gifuensis, 994 nucleotides. RefSeq lists its product as uncharacterized. NCBI's taxonomy places the organism in Eukaryota, Metazoa, Arthropoda, Insecta, Hymenoptera, Braconidae. Bases 74 to 772 code for a protein of 232 amino acids. The record is from RefSeq and is a predicted model, not a curated record. The transcript is spliced from 4 exons.
UUGCCAAUGUGUUUCUAUUCUUCAACAAAUAUAUUAAUAAUUAUUUUUCGAAAAUAAAUUUAUAAAAUCAAAUAUGGCAAUAGUAAAUUUUGUCUUAAUUAUAGUCGCAACAUUUUUCAUAUUGGAAAUUGAAAGUGCGGUUAAUCCAGCUCAACCAAUAACAACUUUAAAAAAUAGAGUUAAAAGUGCAUCAGAUAUUUUGGAUCGUUAUAAUCGUAAUUUAGUAUUUAAUGCUAGAACUAAAUUAAACAAUUUAAAAUUUAAUCAAAUGACAAAUGUCAAUACAGCUGUUAAUAAUGCUCUCACGUUAACUCAACAAAAAAUAACAAGUGCAAAUAAUCAAGGUCAUGAUGCUGACAAGUGUUAUGAGCCACUGAGAUUAUCUCUAAAUACAGCAAGUAAAAAAGCAUUUGAUGAUUUGGAUGCUUGUGUUGAAAAUGAAUUGACUCCAGUAAAAGGAGUUGAAAAUAAUAUUGAUAAUCAUUUAUUGACAGGAAAAUUACUCCUAAAUGAACUUGAUGGAAUAGCAAUAAGUUGUGCACAUGGUACAACAUUGGACAUGCAAAUUUGCAUUGGACAAAAAUUGCCAAAUGCAAGUUUAUCAGUCAAGAAUUUUGAGAAUACUUGUGAUUCAUUAAAAGGAACUGGUGAUUCACUUUCAAGCUCAGUACAAAAUUCAGGAUUGAGAUGUUUUCAAUCAAGAGUUGAUGAGCUCAAUCAAGCUGUUACAUCCGGACGUAAUACUGCUGAUCAAUGUAUCAAUUCAUCAUAAUUUUUUUAUAAAAAAAAAAAUUUAUAAUUAAUUAUUCAAAGUAACAAUAUUUGGAUAUUUAAAUAAUUUUUUUUUAUAAACAAUGGAUACAAUAAUUUGCUUGAAAUAUCAUUUUAUCUUGUGUUGAAUUUUAUUUGUUUUUUAAAUAAAACAUUUUUAUUAUCUAUCAAUGUUUAUUUAUUUAUUUAUUAUCAAUUUAUUUACCGAAAAAAAAAAACAAGG